AUGUUGCCGGUGGAACACCCUUUCGCUGCACCUCAGCGUGCGAGCCCCCUGCCUCUUUCCCUGGCAUCAGCCAGUAGAAGCGAAGAUCUUCAGUGGGUGGGCGAGCCCACAUCUGGGUCAACUUCUGCCCUCAGAGAUCUCAAUCCAGUCAUCUUCCGGCCUCAGACCCUCCAGUCUGUCCAUCCCCCAGCCGCAGAACUUCCACUUGGACCGUACACGCGCCAGGGCAGUGGCGCCCCGGCCCCCAGUUCCGGAGCCACUGUCUUCGCGCUGAGCUCCGGCCAAGGCCGCUGCGGCAUCGCGGUGAUCCGAACCAGCGGCCCCGCCAGCGGCCAGGCCCUCCGGAGCCUCACGGCGCCCCGGGACCUACCCCCGGCCCGCAAAGCCUGCCUGCGCCUGCUCAGCGACCCCCGCUCUGGGGAGCCUUUGGACCGCGCGCUGGUGCUUUGGUUCCCGGGUCCCCAGAGUUUCACGGGUGAGGAUUGCGCGGAGUUCCACGUGCAUGGAGGCCCGGCUGUGGUGAGUGGUGUCCUGCAGGCCCUGGGCAGUGUGCCAGGGCUGCGGCCUGCGGAGGCAGGCGAGUUCACCAGGAGGGCGUUUGCCCACGGGAAGCUGAGCCUGACCGAGGUGGAGGGGCUGGCGGAUCUGAUCCAUGCAGAAACCGAGGCACAGCGGCGACAGGCCCUGAGGCAGCUAGAUGGGGAGCUGAACCAUCUCUGCCGCGGCUGGGCCGAGACCCUCACUAAGGCUCUGGCCCACGUGGAGGCCUAUAUCGAUUUUGGUGAGGAUGACAACCUGGAGGAGGGCGUCCUGGAUCAAGCUGACAGUGAAGUGCGGGAGCUGGAGGUGGCACUGGGCGCACAUCUUCGAGAUGCCAGGCGCGGACAGAGGCUCCGCUCAGGGGCUCAUGCAGUGGUUGUGGGACCUCCCAACGCCGGCAAGAGCAGCCUAGUGAACCUGCUCAGCCGGAAGCCUGUGUCCAUCGUGUCCCCGGAGCCGGGGACCACCCGAGAUGUGCUGGAGACCCCCGUGGACCUGGCCGGGUUCCCGGUGCUGCUGAGCGACACGGCGGGGUUGCGGGAGGGCGUGGGGCCUGUGGAGCAGGAGGGCGUGCGGCGCGCCCAAAAAAGGCUGGAGCAGGCUGACCUCAUCCUGGCCGUGCUGGAUGCUUCUGACCUGGCCUCUCCGUCCAGCUGCAACUUCCUGGACACCGUUGUCAUCCCUGCGGGAGCCGGGAGUCCAAAUGGGAGCAACCAGCGCCUCCUGCUGGUGCUGAAUAAGUCGGACUUGCUGCCAGCUGGGGGCCCAGAUCCCAGUCCUGACCUGCCCCCUCACCUGUUGCUGUCCUGCCUGACUGGCGAUGGGCUGGAUGGCCUCCUGGAAGCGCUGAGGAAGGAGCUGGCUGCAUUGUGUGGGGACCCAUCCACAGACCCACCACUUCUGACACGGGCAAGGCACCAGCAUCACCUCCAGGGCUGCCUGGAUGCCCUUGGCCACUACAAACAGGCGAAAGACUUAGCCCUGGCUGCCGAAGCACUUCGGGUCGCCCGAGGGCACCUGACCCGCAUCACCGGUGGAGGGGGCGCUGAGGAGAUCCUGGAUAUCAUCUUCCGAGACUUCUGCGUGGGCAAGUGAGGGGGCGGCCAAAGCUCAGACCCAGGCUGGGUGGACACCCAGAAGCCUUGAGGCAUCUGGGAACAGCUUAGGCCAAGCGGGAGUCUCAGCCCCUAGGGGAAGAACUUGACCCCAAACGGUGAAGCCUCUGUUGCUGGUUGUGACCAAGCUACGGCUGUCCAGAUUCCCUAGCAGGGACUUGCUGGGGGUUCAGGCCCAGGAGUGGGGCUGAAUGGAGGUCUCUUUUGGUACCUGAUGCUGGGUGACUAGGAGUGGAGAGUUGGGAUGGAGGUCAGAGGGUCUCAGGGGUCUUUGUUUCAUAGUUUUUAAUUUAUUUUGCAAAUACCAAAGGAAUGUAAAAAACUCAGGUGAUGGAAACGUUUAAACACCCCCUCCCUGCGGUCACGGCUUAACUUGUAUACUUCCAGAACUUUCUCUGCAUGUUUGCAUACUUGUGACUGCACCUAUAAAGUAUGUUG
Physeter macrocephalus (sperm whale) is the source of this 2093-nucleotide messenger RNA. It is a transcript of the gene GTPBP3, whose product is annotated as GTP binding protein 3, mitochondrial. Gene Ontology annotation, molecular function: protein binding; GTP binding; GTPase activity. The transcript is spliced from 10 exons. Gene Ontology annotation, cellular component: cytoplasm; mitochondrion. The record is from RefSeq and is a predicted model, not a curated record. Gene Ontology annotation, biological process: tRNA wobble uridine modification; tRNA methylation. Bases 1 to 1635 code for a protein of 544 amino acids. Lineage: Eukaryota; Metazoa; Chordata; Mammalia; Artiodactyla; Physeteridae.